Molecule: messenger RNA, 2667 nt
Organism: Colletotrichum karsti
Lineage: Eukaryota; Fungi; Ascomycota; Sordariomycetes; Glomerellales; Glomerellaceae
Exons: 5
Coding region: 1-2667 (888 amino acids)
Molecular function (GO): ATP binding; ATP hydrolysis activity
Source: RefSeq, a predicted model, not a curated record
AUGCUCGUUCAUCAAGAAAACGCGAUCCGGAAAGAGCUUUCAACCUUGGCCAGAUUGUGCGCAGAAGCCACCCAGGCGGUAGCUACAGAGGCAACGGAAACCACAACUGAAUCACAGAAAGGCAACGCACGGGGUCUGGAUUCGAACGAGGAAGAGGCCGUCGACAGUUACGAUGAUCACAACGAAGAUGCCGCCGAAAGCGACGAAUCCAGUGUGGCAUCAGGAGUCUCAGUAUCAACCACUUCGCCCCAGCAUGCGAUCUUCACAGAUCCGGAUUGGAGAAAUCAUAGCCGUGAAGAGCUCCAAGAGGCUCACGACGAUCUGAGGACCGUCGUUGAUUUCAUGGACAGCUACCUCGUUCCCCUUCGCACAGCGUUGAACGACACAGACGACACUCGCGUCCUAUACAAUGAGCUUUGGCAUGUGUUCAACCCGGGAAGCAUAGUUUAUGUCAAGGAUCCGAGUGUUCCCCAGAAGCUUUGGCGAGUCAUUCAAGGCCAAGGAGGUGACUGGUCCCCGGCAAUAGUACCUCCCCAAAUCGACGAUCAUUUCAAGCUCGGGGGCAGUUCCUACCGUACCAGCAUACCUCCUUUUACACUAGACUGCUUUUAUAUCGACUUCAACGGCACUCAUUUUGUGAGGGUCAUUCGAAAGUUUGAGAUCGAAGAAUUCAAAGAACUCACGAGUGUCAAGAGUCUUUCAGUUCUGCCUCUAAAAGUGGCUGAGCGCGAAGGCCUGGUCGAUGUGAACAGCAUAGAACGAAGGGGCUUGGAAUUCCUCUCCUUUCUUCAGCCAGGCUACUGCCAUUUCAGAGGACGAAGCCUGAGUCAUGAACCCAGGGGCGACAUUCUCAAGCGGCCGAAUCCGGGGUCCAUAACAUCUGUCGCUGUUCUCUCGGAGAGUAUCGAAAGCUCUGUGGUCGUGGACUUCGAACGCUGCUUGCAGACAAUUACGGACUGGAAUCCGUGCAGAGAGCCCAGACAGUUGACUACGCUCUACGAAGGCGCACCUCGUCCUCCACCAAAUGUGGAUGAUGACAGGAUAUGGGACUUGCGUAUGGCCGAGAAGGUUCUGAACUACACAGAUCAAAACCAGAACCUUGAACUGUACAGCCGAUCACCACCAGCAGGAGACGACGUGUUACUUCUGCCAGACCGAGUCUUUGCGUACGUGUUGAGGACUCGUAAAUGGGCUUGUAUUCCCAUCGGAGCUGGUAAAGACGACAACACUUUGAUGAGAAUGGAGCCUAAGAAUUCGGCAUGGAACGACCUUCAAAUUGACCCAAGGCAUCGGUCAAUCAUUGAGUCCAUGAUGGCCACUCACUUCCGCAAGAAGAAGUCGAAGAGGCGACAGUUCGAUCUCAUUCAAGACAAGGGCAAAGGGCUCAUUGUCCUAUUGCACGGGGUUCCCGGAGUUGGGAAGACAUCAACAGCAGAAACCGUCGCACAAUACUACAACAAGCCACUUCUCCCUAUCACUUGCGGUGACUUGGGAAUGACCCCAGCGGAAGUUGAGACCAACCUGCAAGACUCUUUCCAGUUAGCCCAAGCUUGGGACUGUGUUCUGCUUCUUGACGAAGCUGACGUGUUCCUGGCUGAGAGAAGUCAAGAUAAUAUUGAGAGAAACGCUCUCGUGUCUGUUUUCCUUCACGUCAUGGAAUACUACGAAGGCAUCCUCUUCCUCACGACAAACAAAGUAGGUUCCUUCGACGAAGCUUUCAAAUCCCGCAUGUCAUUGGCCCUCUAUUACCCGCCCUUGACCCAAGACCAGACCGAAAAGAUAUGGAGAGUCCAAAUGGAGCGGACCGAGCAGCUCUCCAAGGAGGCCGCUCCGGACGACAAUACCCAGCACGUCAGCUUCAAUCGCCUAGAGAUCGAGAUCCUCGCCAAGGAGCUCUGGAAUCUGCAACAAUCUCGGCCGGAUUUCAAACCCGUCUGGAACGGCCGACAGAUUCGUAACGCGUUCCAGACGGCUGUUGCUCUUGCGGAGUGGCAUCAACAGGAGAACAAUAUCCCCGGCCCGAUUCAUGUCAAAAGGGAGCAUUUCGAGAAGGUUGCGCUCGUCUCGAAUGAGUUCAACGCCUACCUGUGGACUGUGAAGCACCGCCGAGGCGAUGAUAUCUUGAACUUAAGGAAGGAGCACCGGUUCGAUCAGUUCGAUCGGCAUCAGUUCGGCUGGGGAGGUCCGGGAUUCGGCCAGCACAACCAACAACAGUCGGGCUUCGGGGGUUGGGAUAACUCUCAGUACUCCAACACGAUGGGUUCUAGGGGGCCGUCAGGGAUGGGGAUGGGAGGCCCUGGGUUCGGGAACAACAUGCAAAACCAGAGCGGCUUUGGGAACAGUUGGCAGUCGGGCUUCGGCGGGAUGAGUGGGGCCGGCGUCGGUGGUCCUGGAAUUGCGACCGGCGGCAUGGGAGGCUCCGUCAUGGGCAACUCUGCACUGGGAAAUCCCAACAUCGGGAAUUCCAACGUGGGUGCCGCGAUGCAGCCUGGCGUUAUGAGUCCUCAAGCUAUCCCCGGCCAGAACAUGGGAGGGCAGCCGGCGGAGGGGCAGAGGCAGCAGCAACUCCAACAGCAGCAGUUGCAGCAGCCAAACAUCCAGCAAGGGGGCUCUAUGCAGUCCAUGUACGGGCAGAGUAACCCUCAGUCAAGACCUUCCGGUUGGUAG